Caenorhabditis angaria is the source of this 996-nucleotide messenger RNA. NCBI's taxonomy places the organism in Eukaryota, Metazoa, Nematoda, Chromadorea, Rhabditida, Rhabditidae. The record is from the annotation of a GenBank genome assembly.
AUGACCAAACCUAUAACAUGGUUUGCCACGUGGCUUCCAUUAAUCAAAUUAGCACAGGCGGUGAGUUCUGUGUUAGGGGUAAAAUAAAUGUUUGAUAAUUCAAUUUCAGGUCUGCUUGGCUGUUGUGAUUUUAUUGUUUGUUGAUGGACGUGAGCAAUGGUGAGAUUUUGAACACUUGGCUUUUUGAAAAAAAAAAUGUUUUCAAAAUUUAAUUUCAGGUUCGUCUACAACUUGGUUUUUAUUUUUUCGGCACUUGCUACUGCUUUUGCAUUGAUUUCGAUUCUUUUCAGAUAUUUUGAAUUGAAUGGAUCAAGACAGGUUUCAUUUAAUGUUGUUGUGAGUUUUUUUUUGGAAAUUUUCAGGUUGAAAUAUUUAUUGAAUAUUCUUGAAAUCAGAAAAUUAAAAAUUAAAAAAAAAAUGAUUUUUCAAAGAUAAAAUAAAAUUUUCCAACUCAACGCAAUUUGAAUUUCCAGGAACUUUCUCUAAAUGCACUUUGUACAAUUAUAUCAUUUUCAUUGUCUUGCGCACUUUUAUGGGAUAUUUGGAAUAUGCGAAAAGGAAAACAUGAGAUCACAUAUCAUACUCGAUUUCCACCGCAUUUUAUUGGAAAUCAAGCUUGGAUGAGAAGAUGUGUUAUUGUUGCUGUAAGGUUUUUCAUUCAAAUAAUACAAUUUAAAAUUGAAGAAAACAGUAAUUCAAAUUUUUAAUCUGCGAACUAUACCGCGCUAACUUUUUUGAAAACGUUUUUUCGCCACGUCCUAACUGUUUUUAAAAACUACUAAUUUUUUCCAAUUUUCAAAAAUUUAUCGUGAUUAUUAUCUAGACUAAUUAAAAUUAUUUGCAAAAAAUCCCUGGUGAAAUCUACCCCCUCACCCCUAACCCCAUACUUAGAUAUUUCUCUAUUCAAAAUAUUUUCAGACAACACUUCUGAUCACUGGAAUUCUCUUCCUCAUCACAUAUCUCAAACUUCACCAUUCGCACUCUUCCAGGAACUAA